Notolabrus celidotus (New Zealand spotty) is the source of this 1016-nucleotide messenger RNA. RefSeq names its product RNA binding motif protein 8A (gene rbm8a). The record is from RefSeq and is a predicted model, not a curated record. Gene Ontology annotation, cellular component: exon-exon junction complex; nucleus; cytoplasm. Gene Ontology annotation, biological process: RNA splicing. Lineage: Eukaryota; Metazoa; Chordata; Actinopteri; Labriformes; Labridae. Gene Ontology annotation, molecular function: mRNA binding.
UGGUUCUUACCUUCACUCAUGAUCCUGUUAACAUCCGCUGACUUGUUUGCUCUUUCUGCGCACGCACUUCACGUUACAGACGCAAACACACCAAACACACACAGGCACCAUGGCGGACGUGUUGGACCUUCAUGAAGCGGGAGGAGAGGACUUUCCUAUGGAUGAGGAUGGUGAUGAGAGCAUCCACAAGUUAAAAGAGAAGGCAAAGAAAAGGAAGGGACGAGGCUUCGGCUCAGAGGAAGGAGCCAGGUCCAGAAUCAAAGAGGACUACGAUACUGUUGAACAGGACGGAGACGAGCCAGGCCCUCAGAGAUCUGUGGAGGGAUGGAUCCUGUUUGUGACCGGUGUGCAUGAAGAGGCCACCGAGGAGGACAUCCAUGACAAGUUUUCAGAGUUUGGAGAAAUCAAGAACCUUCAUCUCAACCUUGACCGCAGAACAGGUUACCUUAAGGGUUACGCACUGGUCGAGUAUGAGACGUACAAGGAAGCCCAGGCAGCGAUGGAGGGUCUUAACGGUCAGGACCUGAUGGGCCAACCUAUCAGCGUCGACUGGGGAUUCGUCAGAGGGCCCCAAGAACAAGAGGAGGACUGGCGGACGGAGACGCAGCAGAAGUCCAGACAGGAGGCGGCGUUGAGUUUUUUGCAGCUGUAAUUAAAUAGAGGAGUUGUCCGUCACUUUGACGGGCAAUAAUUCUUUCUCCAUUAGAAACUCAUUUCUGUUUUUUCGUACAACAUUUUGGCUUCAAGUUGAGCCAUUCCCUCAAUUCCUACGGUGAAGAAUUGCUCAUAAGAGAAUAAACAACUAACAUUUUCAGUCCUUUGCAUAACAGGAUGAUGAUAAUACAGCUGUGUCAGUUUAAGUGUUUACUCUGAACAGUAACCUGUAGUGUUGCAUUUAGAUAAUUUUCCUGAUUCCUUAUUUGUUUCUGCAGUUUUUUCAAUGUACUGUGCAUUUUAUUGUGCUGGAGUGUUUUGUUUUAUAUCACUUGGGGAAAUAUUAAACUUUUUAAAAGUCC